Messenger RNA from Moneuplotes crassus, 1848 nucleotides. Lineage: Eukaryota; Ciliophora; Spirotrichea; Euplotida; Euplotidae. The record is from the annotation of a GenBank genome assembly.
UUUAAAUAUGAGUGAAAUUUCCAUCACGAGUUCUAUGCUGAAGAUCGAGGAGUCUACACCCAGAAGGAAACAAGACUCUUUUGUGAAUGAUAUUAGCUUUAGUGAUUUGUCAAUUGAUGCUAAAGCUUGCUGUCCUAAAUUAUGAUCUCCAGAUGUGGUACAUGAAUGAAGUAACAAAAGUCCGUUCUCAGUGACUUUUUCAGAUUUAGCAUCUUGCUUUAACUCAAACUCUAUUAAAACUAAAAAGAGUAUUCCUAAAGUUGAUCGAGCAUUGCCAGAGGGUCCAAAUGAAGAGACUAAGACUGGUGCUAUCAAGGCACAGAACCAGACUGUCACUGAUAAAGUAUCUGUAAUGGCUGCUAAUUGGGAAAAUAAGGAAAAGGAGAAGAUUAAAGAAGUUAAGAGAAAAGCUGCCCAUUGGAAAAAUAAAAUUAAAGCAAUGAAGGAUAAAGAUAGGAUUUCAGAGCUCUUGAAAGCUAAAAUAUUAUCUCUAAAGGCUUCAAGAGAUUUGAGCAGGACCUGGAUUCAUGUUUGAUUAGAUGAUUUCUAUGUUUCUGUAGCAAUUCUCAGGCAACCUUUGUUAAAAGGAAAGCCUGUAGUUUUAAGCAGUGAAGAUUCAAUAUAAGCAAAGUUUCAGAAGAAAGAAAGAAAAACUCAGACAACUCUUUUAUAGCUUCGGCUAACUCUCUAGCUUCAGAGUUUAACUUGAAACCAGGAAUGCCAAUUGCUUUGGCUAAACAGUUGUGCCCUGGAGUAAAAGUUGUUGAUCAAAAAGACUGCAGAGAUAGUGCUUCAAAGAAAGUUUCGGAUAAAUUCAGAGAUAUUUUGGUCAAAUAUGAUAGAGAUUGAGAAAGUAUAGGCCUAGAUGAAUGCAGCCUUGAUAUUACUGAUUAUUUGUACAGAAAUAACAUGCACACUCUUGAUUGAAAAGAACGACUUGCUCAAGAAAUCAGAGAGAAGGUUUAUAAAGCUACUGAACUCACUUGUAGAGCAGGAGUUGGCGCAAACAAAUUACUUGCCAAGAUUUGUGCGAGUGUAAGCGCUCCAGAUGGAUGUUAUGUUCUUCCUAAUGAUUCAGAGCAGAUAGAAGAUUUUACUUCAGAUCUUAAUAUUGAUAAGAUCCCUGGGAUAGGUAUAUCUGCUAGAAGAGAACUCAAUGAGCUUGGAAUUUACAAAAAUAGAGAUAUACUUGACAAAGCUUUGGAAAUUUACUGUAUUUAUAAUGAAAAGAAUGUCAACAGAUAUUUACUAGAUGCUCUGGGAAUUUCAAGGAAUGUUCAUGAUAUCACGAUGAAGAAACCUAGUGAAAAUAUUAUCACUAUUUCUGAGACUUUCAAGCCAAUUAGAGACAAGAAAGUGCUUUAUGACAAAAUAAAUCAGCUCUCAGCCUUGGCUGCAGAUCAAUGCUGAGAGAAAGGUGUUUUAGCUAAGAGAAUCAAGAUUGAGAUUAAGAAUCAGCAAUAUGAAUCUGCAAUCAAGAGGAGAUCUUUGAUUCAUCCGAUAGGAACCAAACAGCAAAUUGCUAAGGAAGUUUGUUAUAUGGUCGAUGAAAUACACCCGAUUGGGAUAACAAGAGUCCUUACUAUAUAUCUGAGAGAUUUGGUAAAGAAAAGUAAAUAUCUUCCGAAAAAUAGCAUCGGUGACUAUUUUAAAAAACACAAAAACAAACGUGAAUAUUUUAAAGAAGUAAAAAAGAAUUUGAAGAAUGCUCCGGUUUCAAAAACUCUAAUAGGUUCCAAUGUAUCAUCAAAGCGGAAUGUUGAUAUCCCAAAGAAUGUUCCAGGAUCGAUCCUGUCUUUCUUCCAAAAGUCUAAAUAAAAACAGUGAAAUUCUAAAUUUAAAGUGGGA